AUGGGAUCUGUCAAAGGCCGUGAUACUUUGAUUAAACGAGAUGGUUAUACCGAGCUAGACAAUAAUAAAAGACUAAACCGAAAUAAUGACAUAAAAAUGGUUACAAUAAUUCGUAAUAAGAACUCAAAUCCAAGUAAUAUUAUGAUAUAUAAGCUCCAAUUGAGUGAAGUACGGGCUCUACAACCAAAUUCUGGUUCCCUUCUGGCUAAUGAACCUGGCGAGUUAACAGUAUCCGGAACUGUUACUUACCAGACACAUACACAUGUACACUACACACUUAGAGGAUUCACAGCGGUUUGUGUAAACUCGCCAAAUAUGUAA
Phycomyces blakesleeanus NRRL 1555(-) is the source of this 321-nucleotide messenger RNA. RefSeq lists its product as hypothetical. The transcript is spliced from 3 exons. The record is from RefSeq and is a predicted model, not a curated record. Lineage: Eukaryota; Fungi; Mucoromycota; Mucoromycetes; Mucorales; Phycomycetaceae. Bases 1 to 321 code for a protein of 106 amino acids.